AUCCAUCGAUACACUUCGUCAUCCUCUUCCGUCCUUCCUCCCCAUCCGUCAUUCUACAUCUAUCCGAUAAUGUCUGCCGACAAGGAAACCACCGCUGCCGUCGCCGAGGCCACGUCCGUCGAGACUCCUGCCCCCGCUGCCGCCGCCAAGGAGGCUGAGGUCGGUGAGAAACGAAAGGCCGAGGAAGCUCCAGAGGGCGACGCCGAGAAGAAGACCAAGACCGAUGAGGCUGCCGACAAGAAGGGCAAGGGGAGGAGCACUGAAGAGGCCGAGCCUGAGGCUGAGGGUGGGGCUGAAGCGGAGCUCGAGGAGGACGACCUGGACAACCUUAUCGUCACCGGCAAGAGGAACAGGAAGAAGGUUGACUACUCCAAGGCCGAGGCAUGGAAGGCUGCUGACCUCGAUCCUGAUGCGCCCGAGGAUGAGGACGAGGAGGACGAGGAUAUCGACGCUCCCGAGUCUCCUGAGGACGAUGAAGAGUUCAAUGACGAGGAUGUUGCCGCUGCCGCCCCUGAAGAGGAGGAUGAGGACGAGGACGAUGACGAGGAGAAGUAGACCAUGAGUCGUUAUACGGUAAAAGUGAAAGCUCCCAUGACCUUGAUGGUCUCGACAAUAUAAAGAAAUGCAAAGAUUAUAUGAAGAUUGCUUAUGCAUAUAUGCACAACGGUCUAUCU
Cryptococcus deneoformans JEC21 is the source of this 674-nucleotide messenger RNA. RefSeq lists its product as hypothetical. The transcript has 4 exons. The record is from RefSeq and is a predicted model, not a curated record. The coding region runs from base 70 to 555 and encodes 161 amino acids. NCBI's taxonomy places the organism in Eukaryota, Fungi, Basidiomycota, Tremellomycetes, Tremellales, Cryptococcaceae.